This is a messenger RNA of Microbotryum saponariae, 459 nucleotides long. Lineage: Eukaryota; Fungi; Basidiomycota; Microbotryomycetes; Microbotryales; Microbotryaceae. The record is from the annotation of a GenBank genome assembly.
AUGGUCUCGGACAAGUCGCUGUUCACGGCCUAUCGCCACAUCGCUCCUACGAAGAUUGGUGGUAUUGCAGGGGGCAUCAACGCCGUCGGAACGGGAAACAUCGCCUUUGUUGCCGCCUCCGGUCACCCGAUCACGCUUACCGGCGUGCUGCACACCCCGGGCCUGUCUGUCAACCUCCUCUCGGUCUCUCGACUUUGCGACACCGACGAUGUCCGUGUCGCCUUCACGAAGCACGGCAUCCAUAUCGACAAGAACGGCAAUGCUAUCGCUGAAGGCGCAAGACUCGAGGAAGGGCUCUACUUGCUGGACGCUGAUCAUUCCAAAUGUCAGCAUCUCGCUCUCCUCUCUCGCUCACAGUCUUCCGUGCCCCUGCUGACCCUUCACCGCUGCCUCGGCCAUCUCGCACCGUCGUCCAUACAGAAGAUGGUUGCCGCUGGUUUGCUGUAUGAGAUGAUCUGA